AUGGCGCGCAUAGCAGAGACCCUCCACGGCGAUCACCACACACAGGUAACAGGCUGCACUUUGUCUCCAUGUGAUUCACAACACCAUCAACCCAUUAAUGCCAUCAAUACGCAAUGCAAAGCUGUUUUCUUUUACGCGUAUAUCACAACGUCACCACUCGCGUCCGUUACAUGGCUGGAAGCGUUGCAAACCGCGUGCUCAAAUCUUUUCGUGGCAAAAUCAAGAGAAUGGUUUGUCGUGAGGAAAGUUUGGAUUUUGGAUCUAGAAAUAGACUUGAGAAAACCUCAGUGUUCAGGAGAUGCGCGACAACAUGGUGGUCAUGCCAUUGGUGACAAGAAUAAGAAGAAGGAAAAGGAGAGUGAAAAAAUUUAA
Molecule: messenger RNA, 372 nt
Organism: Sphenostylis stenocarpa
Lineage: Eukaryota; Viridiplantae; Streptophyta; Magnoliopsida; Fabales; Fabaceae
Source: the annotation of a GenBank genome assembly